ACUAGCGGAGGUCCAACUAAAAAGCGGUCCAGUUAAAACGUGUCCAACCGCGAAUCACGACUGUGCAUCCGCAAAGGCCACACCAACACUAAGGACAGAUGGCACCAGUGGGGAUGGGAAACAAACGACAAUUGUGACCUAUGUGACGAAAAAGAAGAUCUGCAACACCUACCCUACUACUGUACCAAAUACAAUAACGAGAGGUCUGAACACCCCGUACUGGAAUACUACAAACCACUAACGAGAAUCCUAAAAGAAAACAACGAGGCGGAAUUGAAACAAAUUGUAGCAUUCAUCAAAAAACCAAAAUUGAAAUAUAACGUCGAAACGACCACGUAACACCCAGCAAUCCAAACCCACGAACAAGACAACCGGUGGCGAGAUGGACCGUGAGCGGUUUAGCCGUCCGCAAGUGACACAAUAAAGAAAAAAAAAUCACGACUGUAAUAUAAUGUAUAAUUCAUAAUUCAUUGAUUAUAUAAAGUAAUUGUAACAGUGUAAUAGAUCGAGUAAUCAAUAAAAUCAUGGUUAUAAAAUAUCUUGCAAUAAAACAGAGUAGCAUCCUGACUAAUGUGGGUUAUAAAUAAAUCCAAUGUAGGAAUUUAAUUAUUUGUUCUGCAUGUAUUUACAAUACACUUCAUGGUUUGCUGGUGAUAAGAAACGUAAAAAGGUAAACACCAAAACACGCGCACGCGAUAUAUAAUAUACCUAGUGAAAGGUGCCGUUCCAUGUCCUUACUCCCAUUCCAUACGAGAUUAGUUACAAGUUACGUAAAGCUCAUACUCUUUGGACGUGUUCUCACCGGAAACUUAACCCGUCAGCGAUUCUCAAUAUUGGCGCCACUAGCCAAAAUGAACCUUGAACAUUCAAAAAAGAUAGCUGCUUUCAAGGCGGUCGAUGAGUACGUGAAGGACAGCACAGUCGUCGGUGUCGGUAGUGGAUCAACGGUUGUAUAUGCGGUUCAGCGCCUGGCCGAACUAGUCAAUACUAAGGGAUUAAGCGUGAUCUGCGUUCCUACGAGCUUCCAGUCGCGCCAGUUGAUCAUCUCCAGUGGACUAGUGCUGGGCGAUUUAGAGCAGAAUCCGAAAAUCGAUUGUGUUAUUGAUGGUGCAGAUGAGGUUGACGCGGAUAUGGUGUUAAUUAAGGGAGGCGGCGGUUGUCUUCUGCAGGAAAAAAUAGUAGCCUCUUGCGCCAGUCAGAUGAUUGUAAUAGCUGAUUACACUAAAAAUUCCGUAAAACUAGGCGAACAGUACAAAAAAGGGAUACCAAUCGAGGUAGUCCCAAUGGCGUAUGUUCCAAUUAAGGAGAAAAUUUUGUCCAAAUAUGGCGGAAAACUGGUGCUUCGUAUGGCUGUAGCAAAAGCUGGCCCGGUGGUGACGGAUAAUGGAAAUUUUAUUCUGGAUUGGCAUUUCCCUGUUGAUAAGGACUUUGAUUGGGACAGCGUAAACCAUGACAUAAUACUGAUUCCUGGCGUUGUGGAGACUGGAUUGUUUGUCAAAAUGGCAACGAAGGCAUACUUUGGUUUAGCAGAUGGAUCUGUCGUCGAAAGAAGCGCUUGAAUGCUGGUACGGAUUUUUCUUAAAUGAUGUUUAUUUCUAAUAAGUCCAUAUUAACGUUAUUCGCUUUUAAUAAAUAAAUAACAAAAACC
This is a messenger RNA of Topomyia yanbarensis, 1648 nucleotides long. It is a transcript of the gene Rpi, whose product is annotated as ribose-5-phosphate isomerase. Gene Ontology annotation, cellular component: intracellular membrane-bounded organelle. Gene Ontology annotation, biological process: D-ribose metabolic process; pentose-phosphate shunt, non-oxidative branch. NCBI's taxonomy places the organism in Eukaryota, Metazoa, Arthropoda, Insecta, Diptera, Culicidae. Gene Ontology annotation, molecular function: ribose-5-phosphate isomerase activity. The record is from RefSeq and is a predicted model, not a curated record. The coding region runs from base 729 to 1559 and encodes 276 amino acids. The transcript is spliced from 3 exons.